UUAAUAAUAAUAGUUAUAAUAAUAAAAUAAUAUUAUGGCUAAUAAAUUUUCAUCAUCUUUUAAACUUAUACUAUGUAUAUCAUAUUUAAUGGUAACUGGAUUAAUUUUGUUCCUGAAUGGAUUUUUUUUAACUCGGAUAUCACAAGUUGAACGAAGCAAUUGUACAUCAUGUAAAAAUUUAGAAAAUUAUAACAUCGAAACACUACUAAAAAAUCCUGAACUAGCCGGUGAAGUUUGUUCUGAAUUCCGUAGAAGAGUUGUAUUAUUAGUCGUGGAUGCAUUAAAAUAUGAAUUUUUAGAUUGGCAAGAUAACAUCACUAAUCCAUAUUAUCAAAAUAAAAUUCCAGCUGUUCAUCAUCUUUUAAAUAAAUAUCCAAACAAUUCAAGACUUUACAAAAGUAUUGUUGAUCCACCAUCAACAACAAUGCAACGCAUAAAAGCUAUAACAACAGGUACACUGCCAACAUUUAUUGAUGUUAGUUCUAAUUUUGCUUCCGAAGAAGUUGAUGAAGACAAUUUAAUCCAUCAAAUCGGUGAAAAAGGUGUUGUAUUUAUGGGCGACGAUACUUGGACAAAUUUAUUUCCUGGUAAAUAUUUACGACAAUUUCCCGCACAUUCAUUCAAUACCCGUGAUUUGGAUACUGUGGACAGAGAAGUUCGGAGUCGAAUAUUUUUUGAGCUGCAAAAAAAUGAUUGGUCGUUAUUGAUAGCUCAUAAUUUAGGAGUUGAUCAUUGUGGCCAUAAACAUGGUCCAAAUCAUCCAGAAAUGACACGAAAAUUGAAUGAAAUUAAUGAACUCAUUAACGAAAUAAUAAGCGCUAUCGAUAAUCAUACUGUUUUUUUUGUCAUUGGAGAUCAUGGUAUGACUGAUACUGGCGAUCACGGAGGAGAUAGUGAUGAUGAAAUUGAAGCUGGUCUGUUCAUUUAUUCAAAAUCUUCUCUUCAAAAUCCAAUAGAAGGGCAAAACCGUAAAACUUUAAACCAAAUAGAUAUUGUACCAACACUUGCUUCAAUUCUUGGUAUUCCUAUACCUUUUUCAAAUAUUGGUUCAUUAAUAUCAGAUGCUUUACCAGUUGUAUCAGAAACAUCAGACGUGUCGCACACUCUUCAUGCACUUUGGAGGAAUGUUUAUCAAACAAAAAAGUACAUUGACACUUAUUCAGCGAAUUCGUUUUUAUUUACGGAACAAACCCUUCAAGAGCUCGAUCAAUAUUACCAAAAUUUAUUUCAACAAGUAUCAAAAGUUAAUAAUCAGGAAGCUUUGAAAAAUUUUGCUCAGGUUGCUUAUAAAUAUUUAAAAAUUAUUCGUGACUCAUGUAUUGAAAUUUGGGUUCAAUUCGAAUGGGAUUUAAUGUUUAAAGGAUUGUUUUUGAUGAUUUCCACUUUAUUUUUUUCUUACAUAAUUAUUAACCAACUACCAAAAAAUGAUAUAAUAGAAACAUUUGAUAGAUUAUUUAUCCGAAUCAUCAUAACUAAUUGUAUUGCGCUAGUCAUUGUUUAUGCAAUUUACACUCUACAAUUAAUAAUUAACUUUGGUAAUACAUUUUUUUUCAUCAGUGGAGUAAUACUGCAAAUUUUUUUAGCCAUUAUGGUAAUUAAAAAUCGGAGUACAAAAUUAAAAACUUGGAAUAAUAAUUCCAAGAAUAAUACAUUAAAUAAUUCUGUUAGAAUAAUAUUAAUUUUGAUAAUUCUUGGAUUAUUUUCAAAUAGUUAUGUAAUUGAAGAGAAUAAAAUACUUUCAUUUUUAUUGAUAACACAAGUUUGGUUAUCAAUUCAUUCUAUUAUUAAAAAAGACAAUGUAAAUAAUAAUAUUAAUAAUAAUUGUGAUAGAAAAUAUCGAAAAUGUGUUAUUAAUAGUUCUGAGAUUCCAUACAAGCAUAAAGUAUUGUUGAUAGUCUGUGGAAUAAUAAUAUGUCUAGCAGUAAGAUUAUCUAGUUACUAUUGGAGAUGUCGUGAAGAGCAAAAUCGUGAAUCAUGUGGGCCCUUCAUUUUAGGAAAAACUGGUUCAAUAACAUCAAAUCAAUUAGAAAGAAUAUUGAUAAUGAUUUCUUUGGUGAGUUUAGGAUUAUACAUUUUUAUUGUAAAAAUGUGGUUAAGAAAUUGUGGAAAUUUAUCUGGUUUUUCACUUAACAUAAUAGUUGCACGUAAGUGUCCAGUGUUAACAGCCUGUUUAAUUGUCAGCUAUUGGGUAUUGGAAAGAUUACCUACAUACGACCAAAUAAAAAGCAAUUCAGAAUUUGAAAUGAAGGCAUUAGCUAUAAUAGCUAUAAUUAUUUAUUUUUGUAUUGUUAUUUCUGUUUCUAUAUUAUUUAUCCAACCACUUGGAAUAUUUUUUUUAGAACAAAAUCAACGAACACUUUCCGUCUAUAAGAAUGAAAAUGUUAUACCCAAAGUUUUUAAUAAAGUGAAAAAACUUUUUUAUUCAAAUAGAAACAAUGAUGAUGAUGAUGAUGAUGAUGAUGAUGACAAUACUCCGAUUGUUUAUGGUCUCGGCACCGUUUAUAGUGCAGCUUUUAUUACUUUGAGUGUUUUCAUAACGCUUCUUGUUGCUUUGUUACUUGGACGUUUUUUAGCUCCGAGUAUUUUUUUAAUGUUUAUUACAUGCACUGCGGUUCUGGUUAUUAUUGGUAUGGAACGACACCAAAAUGCUACUGAUUUUACGGAGCUUCUUCAAAUUCCAAAUUCAGCAAUUUUUUGUUGGUUUUUGAUUGCUGAAUAUUUUUUCUAUGGUACUGGACAUCAACCAACGUUUUCAACCAUUCAAUGGGACGCUGCACUAGUAGGAUCUCAUGGUUUUUUUUAUACAAAUAUUGUGCCAACUGUUUUGAUAGGAAUAAAUACAUUUGGAUCCCAUAUACUAUUGGGAUUUACAUUACCUUUAUUAGUAAUUGUGCCAGCGACAAUAAUUAUUAUGAUUCCAAGUCUUUCAAAAGUUCAAUUUCGUGUUAACGAGGAAUUGAAGAAAGGUGAACUAGUUCUGUUCGAUCGAUUAUCAGCGUUUCAUAACUCACUCUUCUUAGUUGCUGGAAAAUAUAUACUACUUCAUGGAUUGCGAACUUUUGGCUGCAUGUUGGCAACGACAUUUCUUUGUCGCCAUUUAAUGGUGUGGAAAAUCUUUGCUCCAAAAUUAAUUUUCGAAGGGAUCUCAUUUUUAGUAACUUUAGGAAGUGUUAUAAUAUCAUAUUUAAUGAUAUAUAGAAUUGAUAACAAAAUAGAAUUAUUAAUAACGGGUGUAAACAAAAUAAGGUGAUAUUUAAAAAAAAAUAAACUGAAAAAUAAUGUUAUAA
Messenger RNA from Cotesia glomerata, 3287 nucleotides. It is a transcript of the gene PIG-O, whose product is annotated as GPI ethanolamine phosphate transferase 3. The transcript is spliced from 4 exons. Lineage: Eukaryota; Metazoa; Arthropoda; Insecta; Hymenoptera; Braconidae. Gene Ontology annotation, cellular component: endoplasmic reticulum membrane. Gene Ontology annotation, molecular function: mannose-ethanolamine phosphotransferase activity. Gene Ontology annotation, biological process: GPI anchor biosynthetic process. The record is from RefSeq and is a predicted model, not a curated record. The coding region runs from base 35 to 3250 and encodes 1071 amino acids.